GGAGCCAUGCUGAAUAUGUAUGUCUCUACGGACUACUAGACUGGCUCUACUUUCUCAAACAACACUCAUCUGGUGAAUUUGCUGCUCAUUUUUCGGCAAAAUCGACCUGAUCAAUCAUUUGGAUAUUUCUUUUGCCUUUACCACCGCUAUAGACGCUAUCGAGGUGGUCUUAACUCUUUUACAGCGAUACGAAGUCGGAAGGAUUGAUAGCGAGAAAGAACCUUUGUCGGCGACGCGGCGAAGACUGGGAAAAUACCUGGAUAAUUUUUUGUCUUCAAAUUAUUAUCAUCUCUCAUUCGAGUGAAUACAUCGUUCUAUUCCUCUUAUCUCCAGAUAUACAUUUAUCAUGACAGAUUGCGGUCGACCCGACUUCUGCGAUUCUGCUUCUGCCACUUCAUCCUCACUGGUCAUCACGCCCGCUUCAGGCCACGAUAUUUUCAAGCCACCUACUCAAUCUGGUUCUAUUGUUCACCGAUUUCAGCAACCUAAGAACGUCGACCUGUCAAAUUCACCACAACAACUUCGUCUUCAGCAGCUUCCACCAUAUCUUCAAUCUACCAUGUAUCAGCCUCAGAGUACAGGCAAAGGACCAAUUCAGCCCCAUGUCAGCAAUCUUCCUAGAAGGAAACCAAGGCAGAGAUCUGUAGGAACAUUCCCCAAAGAAUCACCCACGUUGGCGACACCAGAUGCCGUUAAAGCGUUAUCGUCCGCCUCAAUUCGCACGAAUGCGGCCAGAUCUCCUUCACCCUCCCGUUCUUCCUCUUCUUCGUUAUCUAUCUCUCAACCUCGAGGCCCUAGAGCAUAUUUUGUUGACGACGAGCCAUCACCCUCGGUCGCACCAAUAUACAUUAAACCCUCUGUUUCUGCCUUCGAAUUGGGCCAUGUCAUUCCUCAGUCUAAAGGACACAUUCAACCACAUAUCACCAAUAUGCCCCGCCGGCGUCCGAGACGCCCCCAUUCACUACUGUCCAGGAUAGAGACUUCGGCUAAGCAACGUAAAUUACGAGACAGAGAGAGAUGGGAGAAAGCCAGAUGCCUGCAGGAGGUGAUUAAAGGAUCCGAAGUAUGGGUUGCAUUCUGGGACUGGGAGAACGCCUCCGAGGAAAGUGACGAUGAAGACCAGUCUGAUGAUUCACUUGCCGAAGAAUUGUUACGCGCCGACCGAGUCAUUCAAAUUAUCUCCCGAGAGCAGGAGGAUCAGGGAUAUACAGAGGAUUCGACUGCGUCGAGCGGUGGUGUUGAAGAUGCGUUGAAAAACGUUCUUAAAUUAUUCUUGUCUCCUCAGGUAGUUCGUGUGCGAGAUGAUGGAGUUCCACAUACAUCUUUGGAACAGAUGUCCCUAGCACGAGCCUUUCUAUCCAAUAUCCAUCCUCGCCGCACGGACAACUCGGCUCGAGCGACCUCUACUCUGAUUUCCUCUGUUCCGCCUACACCAAGAACUGCAUCUACACCAUCUUUGUCGCGUAGUUCAUCAUCUUCGACUUCUCCAUCUCCGUCAUCGUACACUCUUACACCUUCAUCGACUUCCUCGGAAUCAAGGAGUAACAAACGUCUGCUCAUCACUGUACCAAGUAAGGAGUUUGCUGUUGACGCACUUGCACUUGUCGUCAUUGCAUUUUCCUUGCUGGGAGAUAUCACAUCAUUGGCUACAUCUGCAGAUGAGACUGAGUCGUCUGUUUCACCUAUUCUUGAAUUCUUGAACAGCUUAAACGACUUGGAAGGACUUGAUCCUCAUUGGCGAGGUACAUUGUCGUGCGACGGAAUAGAUUGGUUAGAUGGGGUGCUGGGUAUGAUCAAGUCCAGCGGUGGCUCCAAUCUAGAAGUAUGAACUGCUCUUUACAUCUGUUCCGUUUCUGGAUGAACGUUUUUAGAUGAUUCUCCAUCGCUGAUGCUUUUUCUGUUGCCUGCUCGUUGGAUAUUUACACUCGCUGUACCCAUGAACAUUCAACUAUGUAUUGUUAGACCUCCUUGUUUGUACUAACAUAUAUCUUGUCCUGUAUUGACCAUGUCUGGUUUUUGCCUGUGUUUUGUUCACCUUGCUUGCAACGGUCCUUUCUUACUCGAUAUUAUAAGCGCGCGCGAAAAUCUUCUCACGGUUUUAA
This is a messenger RNA of Lentinula edodes (shiitake mushroom), 2102 nucleotides long. RefSeq lists its product as uncharacterized. The coding region runs from base 347 to 1828 and encodes 493 amino acids. The record is from RefSeq and is a predicted model, not a curated record. The transcript has 3 exons. Lineage: Eukaryota; Fungi; Basidiomycota; Agaricomycetes; Agaricales; Omphalotaceae.